Messenger RNA from Zychaea mexicana, 462 nucleotides. RefSeq lists its product as uncharacterized. NCBI's taxonomy places the organism in Eukaryota, Fungi, Mucoromycota, Mucoromycetes, Mucorales, Lichtheimiaceae. The coding region runs from base 160 to 408 and encodes 82 amino acids. The transcript has a single exon. The record is from RefSeq and is a predicted model, not a curated record.
GCCCCCUUAUUUAUGCCAGCCAGCUGGCCGGUUGUGCACACAGUAACACACUGCAGCGCUUCUUCUUGUGCGGACAUCGCGACCAAAAAAUAAAAGGUUACACGGCAGCUUAGUUGCCUAGUCUCCAAAAGGACAUCGGCUCUUUUUCUGGGAUUACACAUGUGGAGUUCGCGACUUUCCCCCUCUCUCUUUUUCUCUGUCUGUCUCAGACCCUUCUUUUGUGUGUGCUACCCGGCCGCACGCACUUUCAUACCGGCCCGAGCUCAACCGCUGGGUGAUGCCGAAGGACGAUCUUCCUCCACCUGUCCUAUGCAUUCUCAAAAACGACAGCAUUUCAUAACACUUAAUCAAGGUACACAAUCUAUUUCAUAUUUUAUAAGUACGAGUGCUUUCGACUAUACAUUGUAAAUAACCCACUUUUGAAAAGUGUUACUGUUGUCAACAGUUCCGACAUUCUUGGUG